Rhipicephalus microplus (southern cattle tick) is the source of this 1038-nucleotide messenger RNA. RefSeq names its product DNA-directed RNA polymerases I, II, and III subunit Rpb5 (gene Polr2E). NCBI's taxonomy places the organism in Eukaryota, Metazoa, Arthropoda, Arachnida, Ixodida, Ixodidae. The record is from RefSeq and is a predicted model, not a curated record. Gene Ontology annotation, molecular function: DNA binding. Gene Ontology annotation, biological process: transcription elongation by RNA polymerase I; tRNA transcription by RNA polymerase III; transcription by RNA polymerase II. Gene Ontology annotation, cellular component: RNA polymerase I complex; RNA polymerase II, core complex; RNA polymerase III complex.
AAAGGUUGUUGUGGUUAUUUGUCUAGUACAAUUUCGUGCGUGCGUGCAUUUUGUAUGCAUGUCGUGUGUUAGCUCUUGUGCAUUUACGUGAGAGUACAGCUUGUUAUACCGUAACUCGUGAUCGCAACCAACGAUGGAUGACGAAGCGGAGACCUACAAGCUGUGGAGGAUCCGAAAGACUAUUAUGCAGCUGUGCCACGACAGGGGAUACCUGGUCACACAAGAUGAAUUGGACCAGACCCUUGACCAGUUCAAGCAGCAGUUUGGUGACAAGCCCAGUGAAAGGAGGCCCGCAAGGAACGACUUAAUCGUGCUCGUCGCCCACAAUGACGACCCCACUGAUCAGAUGUUUGUGUUCUUCCCUGAUGAGCCAAAGAUUGGUAUCAAGACGAUCAAGACUUACUGCCAGCGGAUGCAGGAGGAAAACAUUUCACGUGCCAUCAUCGUCGUCCAGGCAGGCAUGACACCGUCAGCGAAGCAGGCUCUUGGAGACAUGGCACCCAAGUACAUUCUGGAGCACUUUCUGGAAUCGGAGUUGCUUAUCAACAUCACGGAGCACGAGCUUGUACCGGAGCACGUGGUCCUCACGCCAGAAGAGAAGACUGAGCUGCUUGCACGAUACAAGUUGAAAGAGAACCACCUGAUGAGGAUCCAGGCGGGAGACCCCGUAGCACGGUACUUCGGACUCAAGAGAGGGCAGGUCGUGAAGAUCAUCCGGCCCAGUGAGACUGCUGGACGUUACAUCUCGUAUCGUCUGGUAGUGUAGCGUAAAACAAUUUAAAAUUGUACGUGGGCAGGCGUCGAAGUGACGCGAACCAUCGGCACCACGUCUAUUGCCGAAUCAAUGCCAUUGUCCACUACCGGGAAAGGCAGGUUGGCAAACACGGGCAUCCUUCAACUCCACCUACUGUCACACUCUGCGGUAAAUGGUUGCCUAAUCUAUUUUCAUCACUUCAGACUCCAUGACAUAACUAUGUCAAAUCCAAAAGUGUCAUUGACGCUUUCCCUCAUUAAAGCGAUUUAUUUAAGCUGGUUGCA